AUGAAUGGCUCCCCAAGAAGGCACGCCUUCGCUGCCGUGCGGAACGACGGUACAGUCAUCACCUGGGGUCAUCCACAGAUGGGUGGUGACUCGAGUGCGGUGCGAGAACAGCUGAUUGGGGUCAAACAGAUUUGCGCCAACUCGCACGCCUUCGCAGCCCUUCGGAAUGACGGGCGUGUGAUUACAUGGGGCCACCCUGAGCAUGGUGGUGACAGCAUGGCAAGACAGAGCGAGCUGGAGCGCAAUGUGGUGACGCGUUUGCACGCCAACCAGUUUGCCUUUGCAGCGGAGACGGUGGAGGGGCAUCUCCUCGCUUGGGGCUGCCCAGAUCGAGGCGGCGACGUAAGCUCCGUUGCAGCUUCUAUGGAAGGGCUGCUUCCGGCUCAGGAUGUCUCCUCCAAUGCAAGCGCCUUUGCAGCACGGCUCCGCGAUGGCAGCGUCGUGACCUGGGGAGAUCCGGCCUUUGGAGGCGACAGCUCCUCAGUUCGGAAAUCUCUGUCUUCUGUCAAGAAAGUGUACAGUUCGCGCCGCGCCCUUGCAUUCGCAGCGAUCACAGAUGACGGAUCCGUUGUCACCUGGGGCCACCCAGACAUGGGUGGCAACAGUGCGGAUGUACAGCACCAGCUGAUCGAUGUGGUGACCAUCGAAGUGUACUCCUUUGCAUGGGCAGCUCUCCGCAGGGAUGGCCGGGUGGUGACGUGGGGAGAGUCGCAAAAAGGUGGAGACAGCAGCAUGGUGCAAGAACAGCUGAGAGAUGUCGAGCAGGUGUGUGCCAAUGCCUACGCAUUCGCAGCAGUUCGACGGGAUGGUACCGUGGUAACGUGGGGCCAAGCUUUGCGUGGCGGUGACAGCAGCUACGUGCAGCAUCAGCUCAUCAACGUGGAGUUUAUCUAUGCUACCGCUGCAGCUUUCGCGGCAGCGAGAACGGAUGGCACAGUUGUGACUUGGGGCGACCCUUCGCGUGGUGGGGAUGGCUGCCCUGUCCAACUUAGAGCGGGGCCAAGCAGCCAAAUGUGA
Molecule: messenger RNA, 1017 nt
Organism: Symbiodinium sp. CCMP2592
Lineage: Eukaryota; Dinophyceae; Suessiales; Symbiodiniaceae
Source: the annotation of a GenBank genome assembly